GCGUGGCUGACUGUCGGGCGGGUCAGAAGCAAGUGCUAUCUUAGUCGAAUCGCUGCACGAACCAGAAAGCCAGAAACACGUUACUUUCAGCGUGGAUAAUUCCGUCGUGAUUACCUUGGCCUACAUUUCGUACCGUCGGCGAGGCAAUCCAUCGAAUAAUUUAGUACGGAUUUAUUUAAACUUUUGAAUCAUGGGACAAAAACUUUCUUGUUUUUCGAAGCGGACUGGGGAUGCCGAUGCAAUACCACAAACAAAAACACCAAAACCUCUCAAAAAGGGAAAGAAGCAAUCCGCGAAAAAGGAGACGGUCAAAGUAGAUGAAGUGGGUGUUGUGGAAACCAUCGCUCCGAGUGCCAAUCACGGGGUAACCGAAGCAGCAAGUUUAUCCGAACCUCAACGGAGGAAACCCAAACUUGUCCUUUUGAAACCCGCGCCAACUAAAUGCAAACUACCAUCCCCGGCUCCACAACAGUCGCCUGAUAAAAUCAGUCCAAAUUUGGAUAAGAGCACCUUUGUCAAACCCACCCCUGCCACAACAGUCAACAUAAACAAUCCACAAACGGUGGACCAGAUUGCCCAUGAGCUGGCUCACAAUGAUGCACGACCGGCCACGUGGGCUGAUCUCUACUGGGCCUUGAUUGGUAGCCGAGAGUUCAACACAGACGAAGCAAAGGUGAAGGCUUUAUUUUCCUGGCUUUGUUCCAUCCCGACAGAUCGAGAUGCUUUUGUCACCAUGGAAGAGUUGGAGCAGGGUGUAAAGGAUGGAGUUGAAUUUGCCGACGAAGCCAAAAAGUUGAAAUCAAAAACAUUGAGCCCGGACUCCCCUGAAGUGGUGGUUAAUGAAUUUACUCGCGGAAAAUCUACUUACUUGCGAGCAUUCGAAUCCUUAUGUCGUUACUCUGGCAUCCCAUGCCGAAUGGUGAAGGGGCUUGCCAAGGGGGUGGACUAUACUGUUGGCAUGAAACUGACCGAUCAAAAGAUGCCUCCAGAACCCGGUGAGCAAUCGCCUAUCCAUCAGAUUCAGCACGCGUGGAAUGCAGCCUACAUUGACGGUAAAUGGGCUCUGUUUGAUUCCAUGUGGGCGGCCGAACGGCUAGCUAUGAGUGCAAAUGCUCGUCUGUCGCAGAUCGCCAAAGUUGGCAAGAUGGAAUACGAGACCGAUAUGUUCUACUUUAAUGCCAAUCCGAGCGUGUUCAUAUACUCGCACUUUCCUUUUGAGGAGGAGUGGCAGCUGUUGAACCCACCAAUGACGUUGCAACAAUUCCAAGACGGAGUUCUGCUCAAACCGGCAUUCUUCACCCACGGCCUUGGUCUAUUUUCUCACCAAGAAGGUGUAAUUCAAGUGAAGGACAGACUCAUCGUCAAACUUGCCAUUCCACCAAAUUUGGUUAACGUGCUGCUAUUCACGUUCAACCUGAAGCUAGAUGGACGCGACGAGAUGUUUGAGGGUGUCAAUCUUUCGCGAUUUGGGAUGCACGAGAUAUCUCCUCGAGACUGCACGGUAACAUUCAGCUUCCGAUUUCCAAAAACUGGAGCCUAUAAGCUAACCAUGUAUGCGCGCAAAGUUGGAGAUCCGCUCUUCACAGACAUAUGUGAAUACCGGGUAGAGGCCAAAGGGCACGAUUCGGCACAGCCAUCCGAAAAGCCUGGAAGCAUCAACAUUCCGCCAUUCCCACCCACUGCGCAGUCACACUAUGGACCGACAGAAAAAGCUAGCGAUUUGAAGGUUAAAAUAUUGCCCCCAGAUAUGGAUGCCAUACGUAAAAGUACCGAUGGAGUGUUUGAAGUGAGGUUCGCAAUGACUAAUCCGACGGAAAAACUGGUCAGAAUGACUGCACGUCUAAAAUCUUUGCUUCAUGAAACCUCCGAAUUGAACGGAUGCAUAUUGAGCGGUGGGUCAACAGGCACUGUUGUGGGUCAUCCAGUGCCAACUUGUGUCAUCACCGCCUUCUUACCAUCGGCUGGUGAAUACGCACUCGAGGUGUAUGGUGCUCCAGCUAAUGCAGAUGAAGACACUUCAUACUUCCUGGUAUGGCAGUUGCUGAUUGACGCGGACUGUGGAAUCAAACUCUCUCCUGCUGUCCGAAAACACUUGGCCACUGUGACUCUUGGGUCCACAGAUUCAACGUGGUCUACUCUUGGCCUGAGGACAGUCAGUCACCCGGACCCGCUAAUUCACGUCCCAACCAAAGGAGCUCGAGGUUUAACAAAGACCCGAAGCAAGAGUGAGGUGAUGCGGGAGUUUGUAAAUCAGUCAGAAAAGUUGGACCGCGAGAAGGAUGGACCAGUGUCACAUGAUUCAGAUACGAGCGCAUUGAAGGUGCCAGAGGACGCAGCCGGAGACUCAGGAGAGCUCGACGACGAAACUGUUGGUCCUCGUAGUUGUGACCUAAAAAUCGUGCUAGAAAGGUCUACAAGAACUAAGCCAUACAUGGUUGGCCACUUGGUUGAUAUCAACGAAGCAGAAGAAGAGGAUUGCACAUCCUAUCUCCUGCAACAAGUUGAGCAGCCCGAAGAUUCUAUGGCUCAAGACUAUGAACGUAUAACAUAUCUUAUCCGGAUUCCAAAAGCUGAUCAUUUCUUCAAAUUCUAUCUGUAUGCCGCGGUGGUCGAACCGAGCCAAGCUGUUACGCUUCCUCUAGUCUACACCUACCUGUUAGAGGCACCACAACGUCUGAUGUCCGGCGAGGUCCCCUACAUUGGUGUGCAGCAUGGAGCGUUCCCUGAAAAGCUGGAAAAGAUAAAGCAAUCGACAAAAACUUCGUGAAUUGGUUUUUCUUAAAACUGUUCUGUCCAUUUUUUCCAGUACCACUAAUAUACUGCAUUCUUUUACGGCUGUGUCUGUCGGUUUAUUUUCCCAAUGAAUUCCACAAGAAGAGAACGAGAGCAUUGAACUUAAAUUUGACGAAUUCAAAGAUGUCGAAAAGCCUAUUAGUGUACACUAUUUUUGCCAACUUGCUUUCUCAAUCGCUCUCCUUCUCACUCUUCCACUCGGUCCACUUUUGUUGCGCGAUAAAUAGACGAAAAUGAACGUAAAAAGCACCUACUUUACUGCUUUGACCUUCGUUGCACACUAUUGUUCAUUUCGUUCGAAAUUCCCCAGACCAUAUUAGGUGUGCUUAUUAAAGAAACUGAUCCGAGACUAUCUGAACUUCCGCAAGCUUCUCCAUACUACUGUUUUUCCUUUCUUGGGUAUUUGUUUCACUUUCGGUUGUUUUUUCGCUUUUGCGUCAUCUUUUUUUACUUUCCCCUUGCUUUACGUCAGAGAAACUGUUUGUGUUUCUCGGCUUUUACUAAUUGGCAGUAUAUAUUCCGGUCGGUGAGCUUGGGCGUUUAUCGAUAGAUUUACGUCUCUUCUACGUUUUGCAACACACCUUUCUAACUUUGGGCGUGCGUUUCAAUUUGCGCACCGUUUGUUGAUUGCGGCAUUGAUGCCUGUGUAAUUUUGACAAGGCUGCAACCAUUUUGAUUCGUUCACCUUGUUUCUAUGCUAAUGCCACCUAUGUGUCAUAUCACGAAAGCUGAAAUUUGUUGCCGACGUAGUUCUUUCACUGGCCUCAAUAUACCGGUUAUCUUACCGGGUAACCUCAGUCGUGUAAAACUGCAUUUCUG
Messenger RNA from Opisthorchis viverrini, 3612 nucleotides. RefSeq lists its product as hypothetical. The record is from RefSeq and is a predicted model, not a curated record. Bases 191 to 2767 code for a protein of 858 amino acids. NCBI's taxonomy places the organism in Eukaryota, Metazoa, Platyhelminthes, Trematoda, Opisthorchiida, Opisthorchiidae. The transcript is spliced from 11 exons.